AAAAAAAAUCGAUGCAAAAGUGAUUGCAUAACAAAACUUUCGUUCUCGGUUUAGUUGCAAACUAUCAGCUGUUUGUAGUCGUACACUAAAGGUCAGAGAUAGAGAGCUCCCAGGCUCUCAUAGUGUCACAAUGGGACUGAUGAAGUGGGUCAAAGCGCUAUUUCGACCUAAUAAUUUUCAACCUGUUUCGAAAGCAGCUGAAGGCGCUGGGGCAGUGAAGAGAGUUCUUUCAGCUCAACCGCAAAGCAGUGGAUAUGCCACCGAAGCAACAUUCGAGACCAGGGCCUACAAGUUGCACCACCUGGAUAACGGCCCGGCGACCACCGUCUGUGUAAAUCGCGAUGAAGCGUUGAAAUACUAUGGCCAGAUGUACACAAUCCGUCGGAUGGAAACGGCCGCCGGCAAUCUGUACAAGGAGAAAAUCAUCCGAGGAUUCUGUCAUCUGUAUUCCGGCCAGGAGGCGUGCGCCGUUGGUAUGCGUGCGGCUAUGCGUCCGGAGGAUUCCUGCAUCACUGCCUACCGCUGCCACGGAUGGACCUAUCUGAUGGGUGUUUCCAUCCAAGGUGUUCUCGCUGAACUUACCGGAAGGCAGAGUGGCUCUGCUCGGGGAAAGGGUGGCAGUAUGCAUAUGUACGCAAAGAACUUCUACGGGGGCAAUGGCAUAGUCGGUGCGCAGGUCCCGCUGGGAGUUGGUAUUGCUUUCGCUGCAAAGUACAACGGAACGAACGGGGUUUGCAUUGCCGCCUAUGGAGAUGGUGCUGCCAAUCAGGGUCAAAUAUUCGAAGUUUACAACAUGGCCAAGCUGUGGAAGGUGCCAUGUAUAUUCGUGUGUGAGAAUAACGGUUAUGGCAUGGGAACCAGUGUGGAACGUGCUUCGGCCAAUGUAAACUAUUACACCAGAGGAGACACCGUUCCUGGCAUUUGGGUCGAUGGCAUGGAUGUGUUGGCAGUCCGGGAAGCUACCCGUUUCGCCAUUGAGCAUUGCAACAGUGGAAACGGCCCAAUCGUUCUGGAAACUGCUACCUACCGUUACUCGGGUCAUUCCAUGUCCGAUCCUGGUACAAGCUAUCGCUCCCGAGACGAAAUUGCCGAGGUUCGUCAAACUCGCGAUCCGAUUACCUCAUUCCGGGAGAAAAUUAUUACUGCCGAACUGGCUAACAUCGAUGAACUCAAAACAAUCGAAGCCAAGAUCCGAUCGGAGGUUGAUGCUGCCACAAAAGCUGCCAAAGCGGAGAAGGAAAUUUCGGUCGAUGAGCUGUGCGCGGACAUUUACGCUAAGCCGGACAAUACGAGCGCCAUCCGAAGCACAAUACCUCACGCCGAGUUGACCCACAAGCGCCUCGGUCAGGCUGUCAACCUGUAAAACCCGCGACAUUAAGGAAGCUCAACUGCCAAUCAAUCGGACAGUAUAAAGAAAAAACAAGUCAUACCUAAAAUCUCACGCAAAACUGAACUGUUUCAUUUAUUUAACUAAAAGCGAAAAACACGAAAGACAUCAGGACAUGUAAUCAUGCCAACAUCGACAAAAAAAACCAUUCUUACGCAACACAAGACGGGUUAUUUGUGGCAUUUAAUUUUUUGUCGUUCAUUUGUUGUCCCCAUAAUGCAAAUAAAUCUCAUUCAAAAUGGAACCUAAAA
Molecule: messenger RNA, 1638 nt
Organism: Toxorhynchites rutilus septentrionalis
Lineage: Eukaryota; Metazoa; Arthropoda; Insecta; Diptera; Culicidae
Product: pyruvate dehydrogenase E1 component subunit alpha type II, mitochondrial-like
Exons: 3
Coding region: 131-1363 (410 amino acids)
Biological process (GO): pyruvate decarboxylation to acetyl-CoA
Cellular component (GO): intracellular membrane-bounded organelle
Molecular function (GO): pyruvate dehydrogenase (acetyl-transferring) activity
Source: RefSeq, a predicted model, not a curated record